UCGUUCCGCGACGCGUCGUCUCGUCGGCCGGCUUCCUCGCACGCCAUUCUCACCGCGUCCUUUACCCACACCGCACUCGAUCACCAGAUAUGACGGAAAGCAACGAUACCCCCGCGGCCGCUGCGCCCGAGAAGACCCCCACCGAAAAUGGGACCACUGAGACUCCACCGGAGGAAACUCCAGAGAAAGCCACCGAGGAGAAGGAAAAGGAGAAAGAGACUCCACCACCGAAGGAGAUGCGCGCCGUCGUUCUCACUGGCUUCGGCGGACUGAAGACUGUUAAAAUUCUGAAGAAGCCUGAACCCACAGUAGGAGAAGGAGAGGUCUUGAUUCGUGUUAAAGCUUGUGGCCUGAACUUCCAAGAUCUGAUCGUGCGACAGGGAGCCAUCGACUCCCCUCCUAAGACUCCAUUCAUCCUUGGAUUCGAAUGUGCUGGAGAGAUCGAGCAGGUUGCUGAGGGAGUUACCAACUUCAAGGUCGGCGACCAAGUAGUAGCCCUCCCCGAGUACAAAGCAUGGGCUGAACUCGUAGCAGUACCAGCCCAGUAUGUCUACAAGCUGCCGUCCGGCAUGAGUCCUUUGGACGCCGUUGCCGUGACCACCAACUAUGUGGUGGCAUAUCUGCUGCUUUUCGAGAUGGCCAACCUUACCCCUGGCAAGAGCCUUCUUGUACACUCUGCUGGAGGUGGUGUGGGUCAAGCUGUGGCGCAGCUGGCGAAGACAGUGUCCGACGUAACGGUGUUCGGCGUCUGCUCAAAGACCAAGCAUGAAGCACUGAAGGCUAACAACAACAACAUUGAUCACUUGCUCGAACGUGGCUCCGACUAUACCAGCGAAGUCAGGAAGAUCACUCCGGACGGCGUGGAUAUCGUGCUGGAUUGCCUCUGCGGCGAGGAAUGCAACCGUGGUUACUCGCUGCUCAAACCCAUGGGCCGAUAUAUUCUCUAUGGAUCAUCUAACAUCGUGACCGGGGAGACCAAGAGCUUCUUCAGCGCCGCGCGUGCUUGGUGGCAAGUGGACAAGGUGUCUCCGAUAAAGCUGUUCGACGAGAACAAAAGCCUGGCAGGGCUAAACCUACGGCACCUGCUGUUCCAGCAAGGUCGUGUAGACUACGUACGUCGCGCUGUCGACCAUGUCUUCGCUCUUUGGGGUGAGGGAAAGGUCAAACCUCUCGUGGAUUCUACUUGGGCACUCGAGGAUGUUGGUGAAGCAAUGCAGAAGAUGCAUGACCGCAAGAACAUUGGCAAACUUGUCCUGGACCCAUCUCUGGAGCCUAAGCCCAAACCAGCUACACCGGCCAAGGAGAAGAAAUCCGGCAAGGACAAGAAACCCGCUAAAGAGAACUCUGAGGAUAAGAAGGACAAGGAGAAUAAGGAGGAGGAGAAGAAACCAGCCGAGAACGGGGAAAAGAAUGGUGAGGAGCCGAUGAGUAACGGUAACAGCGACGAAGAGUCGAAGAAGGAGGAGAAAGAGUCUAGCUGAAUUGUUUCGCCCGAGAAGUGAAACAGACAAACCACCGCAUUGAUUAAGUUUAAGUGAGGGGGGCUGGGGCUGCCUCUGCAGCGGCCACCCGUCGCCUGCGCUUUCCACCGGCGUCGCCAACACUUUCGUUGCCUCGUGUUUAUUAUUUUUAUAAUAAGUAUAUAAAUACGAGAUUGGUCGAUCCCUGUUCUUAAAUAUCCCAUUAUAAUUGUUCAAUCUGUUUCGUUAAGAAAAGAAGGGAUGUCUAUCGAACAGCACCCCCGCACCUCGGAUCGUACAAUGUCGUAACCAUACCUUAAUUUUAAUUUUUAAUCCUCGACAAUUACAAUUUUAAUUACACCACAAUUUCUUUAGUUAGAAUCGCCCUGACUUUUGAAUCGGAAUUUGAAAUGCGACAGUGAAAUUAACAAUGAAUUUGUAUUUUUGAUUCUUUUAUUAAUAAUUUUGGCCUAGUUUAGUUAGGAAUUGUUUCUAAUCGUACGAGUCUUUUAUAGUUUAAUGUUUAGGACUUUAUUUUUAAGAUGAGAUAUUUUAAUCUGCAGUUAUUUUGAUGGCUAUUAUAUAUCUAAGGUGCAGAGAUGCUUAAUCUUUAUGUAUGUUAAGCUUUAAUAUUUUAUUAGUAAAUGUUUAAAAUUCGGCUCACAAGAUCCCGCCCGCCGCCAGCCACGACGGCCGGCUGCCGUCCGGCCGAGAUCCUCGUCGCAUCUCUACAGUCCGACACCAGACGAAUCAAACCUUACGUGUGAUAUUUUGUAGUAGAUAUGCUAGAUGUUUUUGCGGUAAUUUUAUGCUGCCUUUACAUGACCUAUUUUUAGUUGGAGCUUAAAAUGCAUUAUUUUAUAUUUUUUAUACUUAGAACUUUUGUAAAUUAUUUUCUAGUUAAGAAAAAGAUUUCACGGAAUUAUUUUGAUGCAUUCAUUGCGUGGUAAGUAGUCGACAGCACCAUGGACCGUCUGCCCGGUGCGGACGAACUUUUAGAACAAAAUUGUGAACUAUUUUUGUGGCUAACUGUAAGUUCAUGAUAUAUUAUGUAUAUCAAUAAUGUCGCAUAUGAUUGUAAGUCAUAUUUUUAUAUACCCAACUAUGUAACAAGGUCUCUUUGUAAAGCUUUUUACUUACCUUUACACACAAAUAUCACAUAUCUAAUCAUACAUAAACACUUUCAACAUAUAUUAGGGAUAAUGUUUUGAUACCAAUAUUCACUGCAUUUCUUUUGAUACGACUAGCAUUUAUAUUUAUCUACUAUUAAUUUACGUAAGGUUGUAAGUAAUGUUUUACCGCCAUGAUGUACAGUAUGGUUGUAGGUAUAUGUACCCAGUACUAUUUAACGUUUUAUCUAUGUAACACAUAUCAUGUGGAUGUAAUAUGUACUCUGAGAGGCUGAUAGUAGUCCAGCGCGCCGCGUCUCAAGAGCACACAGAUCCCUCUGUUGUCCAAAAUCCACAUGCCGCUCAACGCCUCAAUUCUGCGCCUGCGCAACGUACCUUCGCCACAACCUACUUGUUUCACAGACUGGUUAGGCUUUUUAUAAAACUUUUACCCAUUUAUUAAAACACUUUGUGCGAGUUUACGUUGCGCGCGCACGUGUCCACUAUUUACUAUUUGUAUUCAGUCAAUGGUUUUUAUAUUUAUAUCCCAAUUAGAGUAUCCCUUUGCCGUUGGUUGUAAUGUAGACAAGCACCGAAUUCAGAUUGUGUUUCAUGUGAAGUAAAUCAAGUAGCUUUUGUAUUAUUGUACUAAUGACAGGACUGUCAAUCGCUGCAAUGUUUUCGUACGGUGGCUUGGUGCUAAUCUUCGUAUUGUGCGGAUACAACUCGC
This is a messenger RNA of Hyposmocoma kahamanoa, 3299 nucleotides long. Its product is annotated as synaptic vesicle membrane protein VAT-1 homolog-like. Gene Ontology annotation, molecular function: zinc ion binding; oxidoreductase activity. NCBI's taxonomy places the organism in Eukaryota, Metazoa, Arthropoda, Insecta, Lepidoptera, Cosmopterigidae. The transcript has 9 exons. The record is from RefSeq and is a predicted model, not a curated record. The coding region runs from base 90 to 1481 and encodes 463 amino acids.